Zeugodacus cucurbitae (melon fly) is the source of this 2284-nucleotide messenger RNA. Its product is annotated as chorion peroxidase. The coding region runs from base 53 to 2188 and encodes 711 amino acids. The transcript has 11 exons. Gene Ontology annotation, molecular function: peroxidase activity; heme binding. Lineage: Eukaryota; Metazoa; Arthropoda; Insecta; Diptera; Tephritidae. Gene Ontology annotation, biological process: response to oxidative stress. The record is from RefSeq and is a predicted model, not a curated record.
AGAAAAUUACAAUUAUAUUUUUUCUAUUUGAUAUCAUACUUUUGUAAAUAACAUGUUACCUGUACGAAAUAGUUGCGGGCACAUCCUGGAAUUGGGUCUCGCAAUUUUGUUCAUUUGUUGCUGGAUAUUAGUGCCAAAUAUAAAUGCUCACAAAAUCGGUGAAAGGUCCUUUCAAUACUUGAAUAGUAUUUCCUCUGCGGAUUGGAAGCGUGACGUGGACUUUGCAAUUGAAAAUGUAGAUAGACAGAAAAGGCUGGAAGAAAAUCUGGUGAAUUCAGGGGUAACAAUCAAAAACGGUGGCAUUUCACAUCAUUAUCUCUUGGAUGCUUUACCAAACGAAGAAGCGAAAAUGGACAAUGACGUUGCUAGAAAGCUUUUGGCAGUUAAUCAUUAUAUCCUCAAUAGUAAAUGUUUACCCCAUGGAAUAAAUUCCGAGGACUGUGAAUAUUUCUUAUCAAAUAAGGCACUUCCAAGCGACAGUGAAUUAUUACAGCAAUGUUUAGGAACCAUAGAAAGUCGCCGUAAUGGUCACAAUGCAUUUCGAAGAUUACUGAACCGCCAUUAUCAGGACGGGAUCUAUCAGAUGUUGCCUCUUGUUUCACCUCUAUCGGUUAGUAAAGCUUUGAACAACUUAAGUAUGCAACAUGACAAAAGGGAACUUCAGGACAAGCAAAGAAACCUGGCUGUGAUACAAUGGACACAAUUUAUUGAACAUGAUCUCAGUAAACCUGUGGUUACAACAAUGAGAGACGGUAGUCAUAUUGAGUGCUGCGAUUGUGACAGCUUUGAGCUUUCACCAAGACAUCGACAUCCUUCUUGUGCUCCUUUGAAAAUAAAAAGCGACGGAUCGCCAUAUGGUAGAGUUAACUGUUUGAACUAUGUCCGUAGUGCUGUUGCCGUUGGCACAAAAUGCACAUUCGGUGCAGUUGAACAAUUAAAUCAAGCAACGGCCCUUUUGGACUUAUCACAACUCUACGGUUUCACUGAUGAUGCACAACGGCGCAUGCGAACGUGGAAUAGUGGUCGAAUUAAAUCCACUGCAUAUUCAAAGCAUUCAGAAAUAUACAAUGAUGCACUAGCUGUGAUAACUGGCGAUUGGAGUAAUUAUUGUGCUUUCAAAGAUCCCUCCAAGCAAACUAGUCAAUGUUUCAUGGCUGGAGAUUCACGCGUAAACAAUAGUCCGCUCACGAUAUCAAUUUAUACAUUAUUUAUGAGAAAUCAUAACCAGCUAGCCAAAAAACUGGCUAUUAAAUAUCCUUCAUGGCAGGACGAAGCUCUUUACCGAGCGGCAAAAGCAAUAAAUAUAAAAAUCUAUAGGAAUAUUGUAUUUGAUGAGUGGCUGCCCAUGGUAUUGGGCGAAGAUGUUGCUGAUGAAAUUAAGGAAAUCAAGGAAUCUGUAGAUGACGUUAGAAUAUCGAAUGAAUUUGGAAUCGCUGCUAUGCGGUUUUAUAUGUCUAUGAUGCCGAAUUUCCUACAGAAUUUUACUGAGGAGAAGCGUGUGGAGUACAUUACAUCAGGUUUGCCUACUCAGGAAAGUAGCAAUGUUAUUCGGAACGAAAAUGUUGUUUCAUUUGUUGAUCAAACCUAUAAGCCUGAUUUGGGAUAUACUCAUGAAAAAAUUGAUACAAUACUAGAUUCGAUUUUGAAUCAACAUGCCAUGAAAUUAGAUACUAUAUAUGAGGACAGUCUUAUUUUAAAUAACUUUGGAGUGAAUAGACCCACUCAUGGGGAUCUUCUGGCUUAUGAUAUUCAACGAGGUCGAGAUCACGGUUUGAGAAGCUAUAUUGAUUAUCUCAAGCUUGCCACUGGUCAAAGUAUUGGACGCUGGAAAGAUCUGGAGCGAUUUAUAGCAAUUGACGACUUAAAUAUUUUGAAAGCUAUCUACAGUAGUGUGGAAAAUAUCGAUCUUUUCGUUGGUGGUAUGGCAGAAAUAAAUACAUUUGGAGCUAUCAUUGGACCAACAUUUAAAUAUAUUUUAGCGGAACAAUUCAAACGGAUAUAUCAUCAGCAACCCAUUGAUUUGGACACAUCAGUUCAAGAUUUACUACAAUUUAAAAAUGCAAACGCUGUGGAAUUGCUUUGUGCCAAUUCUAUGUUGAAAAAUGUACCAAGGAAUAUAUUUCACUUAGCUUCGCACAAAAAUCCUUUGUUGCCAUGUUCUGAACAUGUGGGAUUAUUGCGUCCAUAAAAUAUUAUUCAAUUUGAUAGAAUCUCGGACAAUUGUAAAAACAAUUCAAUAAAUAUGUAAAAAAUAUACAGUAAUGUUAUAAACGCUAUAACUCUA